AAAGAGUGGAGCAGAAUCGAGAGGAGGGAAAUAGACAGAAAUAAAAGGAUACAGGCAUAAGAAAUAGCACAAUUCAGGUGAAAAGAAUUUCAAAAUUACCAGUGAGGUUUAGACAACUCAAGAGAACUCUCCAUGGACACUCCACUGCAACCAGCGGAUAAGAAUGUGCCAUCUGCUCCUGCAGAUAUUUCUCAAGAUUCUUCGUUGGGUACUGUGAAAGUAAAGAAGGGCAAAAAACGACUUGCAGACGUUAAGUCAUUCAGUCUUGAAGAACCUCUGCCGGGGUAUGGUGGUGAGAAAGGAGAGAAAGCUGGAAACUUGAUCAGAUCCAAAACUUAUGAACAGACUUCAUCAUUUAGGACGACUGACGAUGUUCCAGCAGACAGGCGCCGUUCUAUCACUAGCAAUCUACCGAAACAUAACUGUACAUUCCACAAGAUAUUUCGAGAAGUUUCUGAAGAUGAAGAGUUAAAAGAUAGCUUUACUUGUGCCUUCCAAAAAGAGGUCUUGUACCAAGGACGGCUCUAUAUCUCCCACUGCCACUUAGCAUUUUUCUGCAGCAUGCUUCGCAAGGAGAUCAAGGUUUUGAUUCCUGUCAGUUCCGUGUCUAUUGUUAAAAAAGCAAAUACAGCUUUACUGGUGCCUAAUGCACUGAGUGUUCGAACCAUUGACGGAGACAAGUAUCUUUUUGGGUCCCUGCGUAACAGAGAGAUGUGCUACCAUGCAGUUCGCUCUGUGUGUCCUAAUCUCCAAGUAAAGGAUGGCAGUACUUGCAACACUCCAUCGGCAUCUCCUGCAGAGCCAAGUUCAGAACAGAGCAGCAAAAUUCUGAAUUCCAGCCAUUCUGACCUAGAACAAACACUGCAUGAAUCAGACAGCACAGAGAACUGCAAUAAAGACCUAGAUGAUAUGUUUUCUCUGCAAAGCCAGCUAAGAUCUAACAAUGAACUGGAUGGACAAGCCCAAGAUGUUUUUCUGAAUGGGGAUGUUUGCCAAGAGAAGUUGACUUCAGACAAUGGUCACACACAAUGGGCAGAUCAAAGGGCUGUGAAUACUCUCCUUGUUAUUUAUAUGCUGCUGGUUUUACUUCUGCUCUUCUCAUCAGGAUAUAUUGGGUUGCGUAUUAUGGAGUUGGAGAACCAACUGAACAUCUUGGGUGCUUGGCCAAAAGAAGAUCAAGCUCCGGGAUCUCAAGAUACUUGAGGUGACAACAUUGACAAGAUUGCUAGUCCUAUUUAUUUCUCAAUCUACUUGGAAGUGACUUGUGAAUUAGACCAUGAUGCGUGCUGCAAUGAAGUCUCAAAAUCAUGGUUCAAUUGAAGAACACAGGAUUAAAGAGUGAAGGAAGAAAGAAGACAACCACUCCUUCCAGAGUGACAUUCAGAAAAAAACUGCACUUUGUGUGGCCUGCUAUGGCAAGAUUAGCAGUGAUCUUCAGGAAGUCGUAGCAGAAGUGAGAUGAGGAAGACCUGCUGUAAUCUAUUGUGAACAGGUUGAUCUUCAGCUGGACAGCGAAGUUGCACAAAGACACUUUUUACAGGUUUACUGUUUUCCUUCAACAUGAAUGAGAACCCAUUUAGUAUUUCACACACUCAGGUAUUUCAUAGCUUGUGUCUGUGCAGUAGUGAAUGUCUCAAAGGCAAGGGAUGUGAGUAGAUUCUGAAUAUCUGUAAAUAUGUGUAUGUUUUCUCACAAUGAGAAUGUCGUAGAAUUAUGUGUGUAUGUUUGUCCUCUGCGCAAAUGGAAUCUUGCCCAGCAGAAUAAAAGAUCAUUCGAUAGUAUACAGGAUCAGGUGCUAAGAACCAAAGGGCCCAUAUCUACCUAUGCAAUAUAAGAAAUCCGGCGACAAUGUGGGCAGUGUUGUUGUUUGCCCUUAUCACAAAUGAACUCUCUUCAUAAAAGUAUUAAGCACAAUUCUUGCCAUUUCUUCAGUUUUGAAGUUAGAUAGCGCUUUAAUAGAAUAUCCUAACUGCAGUUCCAAUGUUAUACCUUCAGUACAAUUUAAUCUGAAUAUUUCGCCGACGCCACGAUAAAUGGACAAACCAUAUCCAUUAUUUGAUAGAUAUAUAUAUAUAUAUAUAUAUCCUGAGGACUCACAAUUGCUUCACAUGUUUAAAUGGUGUUGGAUACAAAUAUUGAUCUUUUGCUAUAGAUCAGCUUUGUAAUUCAUCUAUAAAUCCUCAGUCACCUUUAAGUAAAUAUACACCUGUACUUUAGGGUACGGCCACAUGUGCAGGUUUUUGGAUGCAGUGUUUGAAGUCAAAAUCAGGAGGGCAUCAUAAAACGACAGGUACUGCAUCAUAAAACGACAGGUACUAGUGCUUCAGAAACCUGCAUGUGCGGCCAUACUGUAAGAAAUGUACCUGAAGGUAAGGCUACUUUCACAUUAGCGUUUUUGCUGGAUCCGGCAGGGUUAAG
Messenger RNA from Bufo bufo (common toad), 2418 nucleotides. Its product is annotated as GRAM domain-containing protein 2B-like. The coding region runs from base 133 to 1203 and encodes 356 amino acids. The record is from RefSeq and is a predicted model, not a curated record. Lineage: Eukaryota; Metazoa; Chordata; Amphibia; Anura; Bufonidae. The transcript is spliced from 13 exons.